GGGGCAGUGGGGGAAAGGUGGCGAGGGAUUCUCUGCUGGCACAUCUAAGGGUUGUGAUCGCCGUCCCUUUGUGUCCCCCCCCCCCAAUUCAGAUGUCGCAGCUGUGUGUCCCCCGUGGGGGUCGGGCCCUCUUGGGGGUCUGGAGGCUCCGUUUAUUGGGGGGCCCCCCCGGCUCCGUGCGCUCUGCCAGCUGCCAGCCCAUCCGCAAGGUGCUGGUGGCCAAUAGAGGUGAGAUCGCCAUCCGCGUGUUCCGGGCCUGCACGGAGCUGGGGCUGCGCACGGUGGCCGUGUACUCGGAGCAGGACACGGGGCAGAUGCACAGACAGAAGGCGGAUGAGGCCUACCUGGUGGGGAGGGGGCUGCCCCCGCCGCCCUCGUCCCCCAGUGAGCUGGAGGAGAGUUUCUCCCGCGCCUCCUCGGAGGCUUUGGCUGCGUUUGGGGACGGGGCUCUGUUCGUAGAGAAACUCAUUGAGCGCCCGCGGCACAUCGAGGUCCAGAUCCUGGGGGACAAGCACGGGAACGUGGUUCACCUUUACGAGCGCGACUGCUCCAUCCAGCGCCGCCAUCAGAAGGUCGUGGAGAUCGCGCCCGCGGCGCAGCUGGACCCACAGCUCAGAGCGCGGCUGGCACACGACGCCGUCAGCAUCGCACAGCAGCGUGCCCCCCGCAGGGUGGACCUGGUGCAGGCGCAGCUGUUGGUGGCUGCGGGUCGGUCCCUGCCCGAACUGGGUCUGCAGCAGAACCGGAUCCAGGUGAACGGCUGCGCCAUUCAGUGCCGGGUCACCACCGAGGAUCCGGCCCGGGGGUUCCAGCCCGACACCGGACGCAUCGAGGUUGUCCGCAGCGGGGAAGGGAUGGGGAUCCGCCUGGAUGGAGCCUCGGCCUUCCAGGGUGCCCUGAUCUCACCCCAUUACGACUCGCUGCUGGUGAAGGUCAUCGCUCACGGACCCGACCAACCCGCGGCGGCUGCCAAGAUGAGCAGAGCGCUGGCUGAGUUCAGGAUCCGGGGUGUAAAGACCAACAUCCCCUUGCAGAACGUCCUGGCUCAUCCCCAGUUCCUGGGGGGGGCCGUGGACACUCAGUUUCAUUGAUGAGAACCCGAACUGUUCCAUCUCCGGCCCAGUCAGAACCGGGCCCAAAGCGUGCUCCACUACCUGGGCCAUGUGAUGGUGAACGGCCCCAGCACCCCUCCCGUGAAGGCCAAAGCAGCGCUGGUGGAACCGGUGCCCCCCCAGGUUGGGAUGGGCCCCCCCCCCUCUGGUCUGCGCUCGGUGCUGCAGCGUGACGGUCCGUCGGGGUUUGCUCGAGCCCUACGGGCCCAUCAGGGGCUGCUGCUGACCGACACCACGUUCCGGGACGCACAUCAAUCCCUAUUGGCCACACGGGUCCGGAGCCGGGACCUGGCCCGGAUCGCUCCGUUCGUGGCUCAUUCGCUCAGCGGGCUCUGCAGCAUGGAGACGUGGGGCGGUGAGACGGGGGCCGGGGCCUCCGCUGAUAACGUCAUCUACCGGUUCUGCGAGGUGGCUGCAGCCAAUGGGAUGGACAUCUUCCGUAUCUUCGAUGCUCUCAAUUACCUGCCCAACCUGCUGCUGGGGGUGGAGGCCGUGGGCCGGGCUGGGGCUGUAGUGGAAGCUGCACUGUCCUACACCGGGGACGUGGCUGACCCUACACGUACCAAGUACAGCCUGGACUAUUACCUGGGGCUGGCCAAAGAGCUGGUGGCUGCUGGCACCCACAUCCUAUGCAUUAAGGACAUGGCAGGGCUGCUGACCCCUGCGGCCGCCCGUCUAUUGGUGGGGUCUUUACGGGAUCGCUUCCCCGACGUCCCCAUCCACCUUCACACCCACGACACGGCCGGGGCCGCCAUCGCCACCCUCCUGGCAGCCGCCAACGCCGGCGCCGACGUGGUGGACGUGGCCGUGGACGCCAUGUCUGGGAUGACAUCGCAGCCCAGUAUGGGAGCGUUGGUGGCCUGCGCUCGUGGGACCCCCCUGGAUACAGGCAUUGCCUUGGAGCGGGUCUUUGAGUACAGUGAGUACUGGGAGGGGGCACGGGGGCUCUACGCUGCCUUUGACUGCACGGCCACCAUGAAAUCCGGCAACGCCGACGUCUAUGAGAACGAGAUCCCUGGGGGGCAAUACACCAACCUGCACUUCCAGGCCCACGCCAUGGGGCUGGGGCAUAAGUUCAAGGAGGUCAAGAAGGCCUACGCUGAGGCCAACAAGCUCCUCGGGGACCUCAUCAAGCUGACGCCCUCAUCGAAGGGUGGAGACCUGGCCAGUUCAUGGUGCAAUGGCUGUCCGGAGGAGGCAGAGGCACGGGCAGAUGAGCUCUCCUUUCCACUCUCCGUCGUUGAGUUCCUGCAAGUGGCAUUGGGGGGGGGCUUCAGUCCUUAUCCGCACACCUGGACGUUCACUUUGGCCUUGCACACCUUGCACACCUUGCACACCUUGCACACCUUGCACACUUUGCACGUGCAGGUGGAGCUGGAGAGGGGGAAGACGCUGCACAUCAAAGCUCUGGCGCUGGGGGAUCUGAACGCCGCGGGGCAGCGCGAGGUUUUCUUUGAGCUCAAUGGGCAGCUGCGCUCCAUCCUUGUCAAGGACACCCAGGCCUUAAAGGAGAUGCACGUGCACCCCAAGGCAGACCGCUCAGCCAAGGGCCAGGUUGGAGCCCCCAUGCCAGGGGAGGUGGUGGAGGUGAGGGUGAAGGAGGGGGAUGCAGUGGAGAAAGGAGCCCCUCUGUGUGUAUUGAGCGCCAUGAAGAUGGAGACGGUGGUGACGGCGCCCAGGGGGGGAACAGUCAAACGCAUCCACGUGCGGCCUGGGAUGAGCCUGGAGGGGGACGACCUCAUUGCUGAGAUAGAGUAGGGGGGGGGGCAACCACUAACCCCCCCCAUAGACCCUCACACAUCUCCCUCCCCUCCCCCCCCCUUCAUACAGCCCCUGGCACUUUAAGAAUCCCCCCCCAUGUCUCUGGAGUUGAUGCAGGUUUGGGGUUGCCCUCCCCCUUUACCCCCCCCCCCCAGGAGGAUUAGGGCUCUUGGGUGGGGGGCUCAUCUCAUUUUAGGGGGUUUGUCCCAUUUUUCACCCUGUUUCUGGGGUGUCCACCCCAUUUUUUGUGAAGUUCAUCCCCUCAUUUUGGGGUAAUGACCCCCCCCCCCCUUAUAGGGGCGCGUCACUGUAUUUUAUACUGGGGGGGUGCACCCCAUUUAGAGGGAGCUUUCAUGGAUCAUUCCUCUGGGGGGGGGGCGCAUCCUCACCCCAGUUCUGUGAGCAUUUGACCCCCUUCUAUGGGGGAAAAUCCACCCAUUUCAAGGUGGAGGAUUCACCUCUUUUAGGGCAUCUUUGCCCUAAAAUUCACCCUUUGGGGGGGGGGAAUCUCAUCCCCGUCGCACUCUUCACUUUAUUUCUUCUUGGGGGGGGGCUGCACCUAAUCUAGAGAUCUUUAACACAUUGAUAAGGGGGAUGCUUCACCUUUUGGGGGGGGCUCCUAGUAUACUAGUAUACCCCCCCCCCCUCCAACCUUAGCUGGUAGGUGGGGGUUAGACUUAGAUU
This is a messenger RNA of Coturnix japonica (Japanese quail), 3557 nucleotides long. The record is from RefSeq and is a predicted model, not a curated record. NCBI's taxonomy places the organism in Eukaryota, Metazoa, Chordata, Aves, Galliformes, Phasianidae.